CCCCACCAUGGCCGCGUCCACCCUGUCCGUCUGCUCCAGCGACCGGAGCUACGGCAGCCGCGUCUGCCUGCCCGGCUCCUGUGACUCCUGCCCCGACUCCUGGCAGGUGGACGACUGCCCAGAGAGCUGCUGCGAGCCCCCCUGCUGUGCCCCCCCCCCCUGCCUGACCCUCAUCUGCACCCCUGCGAGCUGCGGGUCCAGCCCCUGCCCGUCAGCCUGCACCAGCUCCUGCCAGCGCUCCCCCUGCCAGGAAGACUGCUGUGUGUCUGUCUGCUGCAAGCCCGUCUGCUGCACCCCUGUCUGCUGCACCCCUGUCUGCUGCAAGCCCGUCUGCUGCACCCCUGUCUGCUGCCAGGCUUCCCCCUGCUCAGCCUCCUCAUGCUGCCAGCAGUCUAGCUGCCAGCCCUCCUGCUGCAGCUCCUCCCCCUGCCAGGAAGACUGCUGCAAGCCCGUCUGCUGCACCCCUGUCUGCUGCACCCCUGUCUGCUCUGGGCCCUCCCCCUGCUCGGCCUCCUCCUGCUGCCAGCCCAGCCCCUGCUCCUCGUCCUGCUGCAGACCGUCCUCCUGCGUGUCCCUGCUCUGCCGCCCCGUGUGCAGACCCGCCUGCUGCGUGCCUGCCUCCUCCUGCUGUGCCCCUGCCUCCUCCUGCCAGCCCAGCUGCUGCCGCCGGGCCUCCUGCGUGUCCCUGCUCUGCCGCCCCGCGUGCUCCCGCCAGGCCUGCUGCGUGCCUGCCUCGGCCCAGAAGUCCUGCUGCUGACCAGCUUGAACUUCUGCCUCCGGCGCUGCUGUCUUUGCUCCUGGGCACAAAUGUC
Molecule: messenger RNA, 812 nt
Organism: Lutra lutra (Eurasian river otter)
Lineage: Eukaryota; Metazoa; Chordata; Mammalia; Carnivora; Mustelidae
Product: keratin-associated protein 10-12-like
Exons: 2
Coding region: 8-757 (249 amino acids)
Cellular component (GO): keratin filament
Source: RefSeq, a predicted model, not a curated record